This is a messenger RNA of Staurois parvus, 555 nucleotides long. Lineage: Eukaryota; Metazoa; Chordata; Amphibia; Anura; Ranidae. The record is from the annotation of a GenBank genome assembly.
AUGGUGCUGCUAACCAUCCUGAAGAAGCUGAAGCAGAAGGAGCGGGAGGUCCGCCUCCUCAUGCUAGGUUUAGAUAAUGCUGGAAAGACUACAAUUCUGAAGAAGUUUAAUGGUGAAGAUAUAAAUACAAUUUCUCCAACAUUAGGAUUCAAUAUUAAAACACUGGAGCACAGAGGAUUCAAGCUGAACAUGUGGGAUGUUGGAGGACAGAAAUCUUUGCGAUCCUAUUGGAGGAAUUACUUUGAGAGUACGGAUGGUUUGAUCUGGGUGGUUGACAGUGCAGACCGUGCACGAUUGCAGGAUUGUGCACAAGAACUAGCUGGGCUUUUACUGGAAGAGAGGUUAGCAGGAGCAACAUUGCUGGUUUUCGCCAAUAAACAAGAUUUGCCCGGUGCAUUAUCAAAAGAUGCCAUCCGAGAGGCAUUGGAGCUGGAAAACAUUAAGACCCACCACUGGUGUAUACAAGGAUGUAGUGCAGUGACGGGAGAUAACCUCCUGAUAGGGAUAGACUGGCUAUUGGAUGACAUCUCCAGCCGAAUCUUUACAGCUGACUGA